CUGCACGCAACUCGCGUUCCUAUACUGGCGCCAGGAGUCGAAAAAGGGUCAGUCGCAACUUACAGCUCAGUCCGAUGAUAUUUGUUCUAUCCACCAACAUUGAAGCAAUUUUAAUCCGAGCGAAAGCGAGUCUCGCCACCAGCAUAUGUGCGUCGUGUUCGUAUAUUUCUCUUUUGGUUUUCUUCGGCCCAAUAUAUUGUGCGCCGCAUGAAAGAAGGAGGGAGAUCUCGAUUGUAUAUAUGAGACGUCCAAACAGGAGCCCAAAGGCAUCAUCAACUAUAUAGACGCGGCGUGCUGGAGAUAUACAUUGGCCGUCCUGCUGGCCCGUAUUUUAUUCGCUCAUCUCGCGUAGAGUGUGCGCUAGCUGUUCCUGCCUACUCUCAUAUGAUUUCUUUUCUCUUUUCUUUCUUUCUUGCUGAUCGCUUCGGUCUCACGGAGCCGCUUGUGUGUGUGUGUGUGUGGCUUCCUGUGUGUUCCUGUAUGUCUAUGUGCUAUGCGAUGAGUGAGCCAAUGUGAAGAGAACCGCUGCCGAGGAGUGGAUCAUUACCGUAAAGACAGCUCGCCGACCGGACUGUCUCGAUUCAUCUGCUGAACUAGCUGCCAUUUUUUUUUUUUUUCCUUCUUUCUUUUUAUAUAUCUCGGCUAUAUAGCCGAAAGAGGGGGAGGGCGAAAGGCACAAACUCUUAUAUAUAUAUACUGUAUAUAUAUAUAUAUAUAUAUAUCGUGAGCCACACUUACUUGACUUCAAAGUCGCUCUCAGGAGGAUUCCGAUGCCCCCCCUUUUUCUUAUUUUUUUUUCUUUUUUCUUUUUUCCUUCUCUACGGUCAUAAUAUGCGCGUGUGUGAAAAUAUCCUGCAUGUACAUAUAUACGGCAGCUGAGAACGCAUCGCCGGAUGCAAGAGGGGAUUGGGGCUUACGGACUCACCAUUAACCUCUCGAGCGAAAAAUAAAUCGCGAUUUCUCAUGCGAGAAAUAGUGAGUGGUCUGCAAACCCGAUUAGUGCGAGUGUGAAAAUUCAAUUGAACCUAAAUACUUUUUUUGGGGGGAAAAAGAAGCUACAAUUGAUGGAAUCCAAGGCUAUGUCGCCUCAAAGUGUCAGCGUCAGAACGGCAGGACGCCUUCUGCUUUCGCUCGGACUCUUUGUGCUGUUGCCGGAAGCAGUGCAUUCGGACCUCAACGAAUAUCGACUCUUGCGUCAUUUAAUGGAAAAUUACGACAGCAACGCUCGUCCUGUAGCCAAUUCCACCAAGGCUCUUCAAGUCAUAUUUGGCAUGUCACUUCAUCUUCUCAUUGACGUGGACGAGCGCAAUCAAAUACUGACGACAAAUUGUUGGCUGACGCAGAAAUGGAACGAUAGCCACCUCACCUGGAACGCAUCCGAUUACGGGGGCAUUCACGUUGUUCGCAUUCCUUAUCAUCGAGUGUGGCGGCCUGAUAUCAUCCUUUACAACAACGCCGAUGCUCAAUACACUUCAAGCGUCAUCAAUACCAACGUGAUCGUCUCUGACAACGGAGAGGUCGUGUGGCUGAGUCACGGCAUUUUCCGAUCGUCUUGCGACAUCAACGUCGAAUAUUUCCCCUUCGACUUGCAGAGCUGCAAAAUGAAAUGGGCUUCCUGGACCUACGAUGGAUUUCAGAUUGACUUGAAGAAACAAACGGAUGAAGGUGACGUCAGCAAUUAUCAGACGAACGGCGAGUUUGAUUUGGUCGAUUUCGAGGCGAUCCACCACGAAGAGUACUACAGCUGCUGUCCUGAACCAUAUCCUGACAUCACCUACGUCAUCAAAAUGAGGCGCCGCCCACUUUUCUACGUUUUCAACUUGAUCCUGCCCUGUCUGCUCAUCAACGGCAUCGCUUUACUGGUGUUUUACGUGCCAUCCGAGUCGGGCGAGAAAGUGACUUUGGGCAUCAGCUCACUGCUAUCCAUGACCGUCUUCCUCAUGACGAUCAGAGAAAGUUUGCCACCCACAGAAAAAACUCCACUCAUCAGUCUGUACUAUGGCGUCUCCAUUUGUUUGGUGUCGUUCGCUUCGGGACUGUCGGUCGUGACGUUGAACUUACAUCAUCGCGGUUUGAGGGGCACCGAAGUGCCUUACAUCAUGCGACGCAUCAUUCUGGGCGGAUUGGCGCGGCUGGUCUUCCUUCGCUUCGAUGUCGACAAGAGGCAUUCGCCCGCGUCUACGCCGACAUCGGCACCGGCUGGCGAACCGUCCAGCUCCCAUUCGGGCGAUCCAAUUCCGGCUAGCCGAUUGGCUUCUCGCUUCGAGGAAUCGCCCACCAAAACUUGCGCUUCUGGCGACCCCCGUUGCACUUGCGGAAAGAGUCGGAAUAUUAAUCAGAGAGGGCGACACCAACCCGUUGGUGUUUCGGCCACCAGAUCUUCAGGAUGGUAUUCAACGCCUGUUAAUGGAGGUCCAUCGUGUAGCAGGAAUUCACAAGAGAGACUUCGGUUAAGGCUCCAGGAGUUGGAACCAAGAGCGACCGACGUCUAUUUGGAUCCCGAAUUUAGCGACAAAUUCCAGUCGGCCGAACUUGACUUCCUCGGGAUUGGUCCUCCAUCGCCAAAAUUUUAUUCGCGCCGCGUCCCAUCAACGUCCAAAGCGCCACAUUUCCAACAGCAGCAACAGCAGCCAUUAAUCAAUCCUGAAUCAGCUAGUGGAUCGUCAUCGGCUGAGAUUGGCGGUGGAUUCGGUCUACUGAGCCAAGGCAGCAUUUACGAGCAACGAUUGACUGAGUUGAUGGCUCGCGUGUCGACCGCCGUCGAACGUAAUGAGAAUCGAUUGGAAGAACAAGAUCGCCGAGAGGCUAUUGCGCUCGAAUGGAAACAGCUGGCCCUUGUUUGCGACAGGAUCCUCUUGCUCACGUUCGUUAUCAUCACAACUGUUGCCACGUGUGUCGUGCUCACGUCUUCCCCCUACGGUCCGUAACGCGACAGCAGACACGAUCGAACUGUUUCCUUUCUAAAAUGUUAUUGUUGUUAUACUGUUGAUCUUUGAAUUGAUUUAAGGGAAAGAAAAAGAAAAAAACGGGCAGUUUUUUGUGUGUCAAUGAAACGGAUUUGUGUUGUCGAAGCCAAUUGUUUGAACGAGGGCAUUUCUUUUGUAUGUCGAUUCUUAUUUGCUGAAAUCCCUCAAUUUGAUCCGAGUGUACGAACAGCACGCGUUUGCUAUUGGAGUCAAUUGCGCCAUUGCUGGAACAUCGUAGUGUUCGGUUUUGGAAGAAUAACUGAUGAGUGGAACUUUUGCGUAGUGCCAUGACAACUGUCGAGACAACUGUAUAAUACAAUUUGGUCUGGUUCUA
This is a messenger RNA of Daphnia magna, 3300 nucleotides long. RefSeq names its product neuronal acetylcholine receptor subunit alpha-10. Gene Ontology annotation, cellular component: neuron projection; synapse; postsynaptic membrane. The transcript is spliced from 14 exons. The record is from RefSeq and is a predicted model, not a curated record. Lineage: Eukaryota; Metazoa; Arthropoda; Branchiopoda; Diplostraca; Daphniidae. Gene Ontology annotation, molecular function: acetylcholine-gated monoatomic cation-selective channel activity; transmembrane signaling receptor activity. Gene Ontology annotation, biological process: nervous system process; regulation of membrane potential; signal transduction. Bases 1065 to 2927 code for a protein of 620 amino acids.